AUGUGCGAACAUAGAGAAUGGCUUGACAAUGCUAUCAGAAACAAUCAAAUCAUUAAAUAUGAUUAUAAUACGUUUAAUGAAAUAAGGCUCAUCGGACACGGGUCAUUCGGAAGAGUUUCUAGCGCUAUAUCCUCCAAAUUUAAAGGCGAAGUAGCCUUAAAAUCUGUUAAAAUUAAUCAAGAUUUUACGAUAGAAUUAUUAGUUAACGAGCUUAGACAACACCUUCGUAUUGGUUCACAUAAUAAUAUUUUAGAAUUCUAUGGAAUUAUUGAAGAUGAACCAGGCAUAUUUAUACUCGUUCUUGAAUAUGCAAAUAAUGGUACUCUUAAAGAAUAUUUAUGCAAGAAUUUUUGUGUACUAAACUGGGAUGAUAAACUUGACCUUGCAAGGCAAUUAGUAGAUGCUAUAAAGUUUUUGCAUUCGCAUGAUAUAAUUCAUAGGGAUCUGCUUAGCGAUUUUGGCAAUUCAAAAUUUAUUGCAGAUCCAUCAAUUCAAUUAACAAAGGCAAUUGGAGCAAUACGUUACUCAGAUCCGCAAUUUCUUAGAAAUUAUUCAAAUUAUAAAAAACCAAUUCAUGGAACACCAAAGGAUUAUGUAAAAAUUUAUGAAGAAUGUUGGAAAUCGAUGCCAGACCAACGACCAAAUAUUGAAGAGAUUACAUCUAAUUUUGCGAAUAUUAAUAUAGAUAAUGUAAUAUCUAUUGAGGAUGAAAUUGAUGAUAAACCAGAUAUGACCAGUGUUCUUAAAGGACUAGCUAAUCGUAAUGGGAUUAAUAUUCAAGGACUAGCUAAUGGGGUUAAUCUUCAAGAACUAACUAAUGAAAGUGAUCUUCAAGGACUAGCUAAUGGGGUUAAUCUUAGAGAACUAAUUAAUGGAAAUGAUCUUCAAGGACUAACUAAUGGAGUUGAUGCUGAUUCUGAAAUUUUCCAUGAAUUAUAUGAGGUUUUAAGUUCAUCAUCAAGUUCAGCAUCAAAUAUUAAUAAGAGUUCAAGUUUGGCAUCAAACAUUAACGGAGACUUAUCAGACAUUGAUAAAGAACCUAUUACGAAGAUCGAUUCAAAAACUCUUGAAUACAUAGACAACAAUAUCAAAGACUCUGAUAAGCAGUUUUUGAAACAAUUAGUGCAACUUUUUUUAAAUUAUAUAAAUAUUUCUGAAGAACCUAAAUUGCUCGUUAAUCAAAUUAAUACUUUAAUUAAAGAUUAUGACAAAAAUCCAGAUAAAAUAUUUAAAAUAUUAUUAAAGCACCAAGGACAGCCAACAUUUGCAUAUUUAAUUGGUUUUUUCUAUGAUCAUGGUAUUGGUGUUAAGGUUAAUAAACAAAAGGCUUCUAAGAUGUAUGAACAAGCCAAAACAUAUAGAAAGAUUUACACGAUGUGUUCAAAAGAAGAGCUACCUAAAAGCCUUUCGGAUGUUUCGAAUAUCCCGAAGCAAGAAUUACAAGAGCAACCUGGUGUGCAACAUGAAAUGAAACCCCAACCUCUUGUCCAUCAUUUGCCUGCCGACGACGAACAUCUCGAAGAAUACCAGGCAGCUGGAAAAUUAAAAUCUAAAAUUGCUCUUAUUACCGGAGGUGAUUCUGGAAUUGGUCGAUCAAUAGCGGCCUUAUUUUCACUCGAAGGUUGUGCAGGAAUAGCAAUCGUGCAUUUACCACGUGAAGAAAAAGAUGCACAAGAAACUAAACAAAGGAUUGAGAAACAGUCGAGCACCCAGGUGGAAUUGAUUUCUAAGGAUGUUGGAUAUGAAGAAAACGCGAUUGAAAUCAUUGAUCAUGUGGUUAAAAAAUGGGGUAGAAUUGACGUGUUAGUAAAUAAUGCUUCGGAACAACAUGUGGGUGGAAAUAUUCAGGAUCUUAGCGCAGAGCAGCUUGAGAGAACUUUUAGGCGAGCAUCGUUGGCUUCACUAGGAAUUCGCGUUAAUGCUGUUGCUCCAGGACCGAUUUGGACACCUUUGAUCACAGCGAGUUUCCCUCCUGAAAUGAUGGAGCAAUUUGGAAAAGAAACACCUUUUGGUCGAGCAGGUCAACCUUCAGAAGUAGCACCUUGUUACGUUUUUCUCGCUAGUAAUGAUUCUAGUUAUAUGUCUGGUCAGGUUCUCCAUCCUAAUGGGGGAACUGUUGUUAACGGAUGA
Messenger RNA from Cetraspora pellucida, 2130 nucleotides. The record is from the annotation of a GenBank genome assembly. NCBI's taxonomy places the organism in Eukaryota, Fungi, Glomeromycota, Glomeromycetes, Diversisporales, Gigasporaceae.